Bombina bombina (fire-bellied toad) is the source of this 1596-nucleotide messenger RNA. RefSeq names its product E3 ubiquitin/ISG15 ligase TRIM25-like. The record is from RefSeq and is a predicted model, not a curated record. NCBI's taxonomy places the organism in Eukaryota, Metazoa, Chordata, Amphibia, Anura, Bombinatoridae. Gene Ontology annotation, molecular function: protein binding; zinc ion binding. The coding region runs from base 1 to 1596 and encodes 531 amino acids. The transcript has a single exon.
AUGGCGUUUGCUAAUCUGAGAGAGGAGCUGAACUGUUCCAUCUGCCUUGGCAUUUAUACAGAGCCAGUUAUGCUGAUCUGUGGACAUAACUUCUGUCUGGGCUGCAUUAAGAAAACAUGGGACAGCCAGGGUCCUCAGCAACUGACCUGCCCUGAAUGUAGACACAUUUUUGUGCAGAAACCAGAUCUGAAAAGAAACUUGAAGUUGCGUAACAUAGUGGAGCAUUUCCUUCAUAUGAAUCCUGACAAGGGGGAUACUACAGUCUUCUGCUCUUACUGUAUUCACACACAGGUACCUGCUGUUAAAUCAUGUCUGCUGUGUGAGGCUCUUCUGUGCGAUAACCACGUGAGAGCCCACACCAAAUCUGAGGAACAUGUCCUAACUGAUCCCACCACUUCCUGGGAUGGGAGAAAAUGUUCUGUACACAAAAAAAUCCUGGAAUAUUAUUGCUCUAAAGAUGCGUCCUGCAUCUGUGCAUCUUGUUACGUGACUGGGGAACACAAGGGACACCAGGUGUGGACACUACACGAGGCCUCUGAGCAGAAGAAAGAAAAACUGAGAAAUGGUUCAGCCAAACUGGCUUCAAAGAUAGAGGAGACUGAAAAAAGAUUCAAUAGUCUGCAGACCCACAAAAGAAACUUGCAAGAGAUAUCAGCUGGUGAGACGGAGCGAGUUACUGCCAUCUUUACAGACAUCAGGGAGCAUCUGAAAGUCCAAGAGGAACAGGUCCUGGGUGAGAUCACCAGGCAGAAGGAGCACGUUUUAAAGUCAGUAGCUGACCUGAGCCAGCAGCUGGAAAAAGAGAAGGAAGAACUGACUGCACAGAUGUGUUACAUUGAGGAGCUAUGUAACAUAAGUGAUCCUUUAACCAUUUUACAAGAACAGGUAUCACACAAUGAUGACUUUUAUGAUGCUGAAAAAGAAGACAAGUUUGACAAAGCAAAACCUGACACAAAGGAUCUUGUUGGAAGUUUAGACAAGACUAAGAUCUCUGUUAUGUUACACUGCAGCAUCAGUGAGAUUGUGUCUGAUGUGAAAGCAAAGUAUAGGUUCUGUUUGCAGGUUUCAGAUAUGUUACUGGAUUUGAAAACCGCUUGUAAUUAUGUCGGUGUAUCAAGUGACUUGAAAACUGCAACCUGUUUGAGUGUUCAUCAGAAAAGACCAGAAACGCCGGAGCAGUUUACAAACUGUCAGGUUUUAAGCACCAAGAGCUUUUCUUCUGGACAGCAUUAUUGGGAAGUGGAGACUAGUGAGGCAGGGACUUGGAUCAUAGGGGUAGUUUAUUCCAGUAUAGAAAGGAAAGGUUGCCAGUCGUGGAUUGGAAAUAAUAAGAAAUCCUGGUGUUUGAACAGGUGUAAUGUGCAUAUAAAUAAAGAACGUCUAUCAGUGCAACAUGGCUUACAAAUAACCCCGUUGUCUCACAAGUCUACCUGUACCAGGUUUGGGAUAUUGCUUGACUAUGAGGCGGGACGUCUGGCCUUUUUUGAAUUGUCUGAGCUGAUCAGACACUUGUACACCUUCAAUGCAACCUUCACCGAGCCUCUUUAUGCUGCAUUCUGUUUGUACGAUAAAUCCUGGAUAAGGAUCAGGGGUUAG